AUGAUCCGCGCCACCUGCAGACGUCUAACAUCUAUUGCUGAUACAUGUGUUCCAUCUAAUUUUGUUCAUGCAACUGAUAUGGCUUUUUACUUCCCUCGAUUUCAACCGCGUGUUCAUCUCCAGACGCAUGGUAUACCAGAACUAAAAGAUGCUUUGGCGUUACUUCAACCAAACACAACAGGGUCAGAAAGACGUUGGAGAAAACCACAAAGUAUGUCAGAAGAAGAAUGGAAAAAGUCCCGAGAUAAGGCUCUUAUGUUAUUAGCUCGUGGAGAAGAAAUUAUGGAAAAUGUUGGUGGAGUUAAUAAUGCUUCUACAGCAGAUAUUUUGCGUCCAUUGUAUGCGAUAAAGUUUGAACUUCUUAGUGGUGUUGAACACUUACCACGUCCAGAGUAUGCGCAUCAUGUAAAUGUCUAUCGCCUAAUUCUUAAGCAAGCAGGUCGACUUCUUUAUUUUAAUGAUACAUGGAAUAAGUCAGAUAUUCAUCAUAUUGAUACUGCAUGUGUUAUAGUUGCUCACUUUGUUCGUGCUUUUUGUGCAUUAAAUCAAAAACCAUUUCACAUAAAAAAAGGAAAUGAAAAUAAGGAUAAAAGUAAUAAGUCUUCUGAAUGGUCAAUGAAGGUAGGUGGAAGUGGUAACAACGAUGAUGUCCUCACACUUUCUUUGGUAAUGGAACGUAUUGAUGAACUACUGCAAUUAUGCCGAAAUACAGUAGUAAAUCAAGAUAAGGUAGAUAACGGUUUUCGUUGGUAUGUGCCAAAACUUCUUCUGUUAAAAGGAAUUUUAACAAUUCCUCUUACUGGUAAUCUUGAACACGCUAGAGAGUAUAUUGAUGAAGCAGCAAAAAUUGUGUAUGAAUUUCUUCGUAGAAAACAACCAAUUUUAGAUGGACUCGUUCCUCGUAAACAAGAACCUGAACUUGGUCUCUUUAUGCUUGCACAAGCAGAGAUAGCUGCUCGAAUUUUUGAUUGGUCAGUGGGUAUAAAUGAAGUGGAUAAGGAUGUUCUUGAAAAGUUUGAAGCGGCAGCUAAAUUCUACUCUGCUCCAUACAAUACUACAUUAGAUGCAGAUGGAAUUAUGUCAACCGAACAUUUAGAUGAGCGAAAGUUUGAAGUUGAUGCAUAUACAUCUUGUAUGUUAAGCUAUGGUACUUUUUUGUUGAAUGCCCCUCGACCAUCAGGUGUAUCAAGUCGUGAUUCCCCUGUUUUUCUCCCAAAACAAAUUUUUUCAAUGUCUCCUAUCGCAACAGUGGAAACAUCAUCUAAUCUUAUUUUUGCAGAUGUUCACCGAUUGGUCCCUAUGACAGUUGAUGUGACUCGUAAGCGAACAGGUGAAUCACUUGAACGGGCAUUGCAGCUUAAUCGCGCCAUGUACCCAAAUCAUAAACAAAAUCCCAAGGCAGGAUGGAUAUUGUUGGCAAUGGCAUCUUUGUAUGCUGAUAUGCGGGAUUACCUAUACGCAACUGGACUCUUUGCUUCAGCAGAGAAAACCCUCGUGGAGAAUUAUGGCAAUAACUCACUGGAGAGACUUUUUGCUCUAACACUGCGUUAUGAGUUCUUGGCAGGUGUGGGUUCAGAGCAGGAAGCUAAAACGGCUGGACAUGAAGUGGUGCAAUUAUUGAAACAAAUGGAUAGUAUUUCUCGUGAAUAG
Messenger RNA from Trypanosoma theileri, 1650 nucleotides. RefSeq lists its product as uncharacterized. The record is from RefSeq and is a predicted model, not a curated record. The transcript has a single exon. NCBI's taxonomy places the organism in Eukaryota, Euglenozoa, Kinetoplastea, Trypanosomatida, Trypanosomatidae. The coding region runs from base 1 to 1650 and encodes 549 amino acids.